Molecule: messenger RNA, 2305 nt
Organism: Ictalurus furcatus (blue catfish)
Lineage: Eukaryota; Metazoa; Chordata; Actinopteri; Siluriformes; Ictaluridae
Gene: cnga1b
Product: cyclic nucleotide gated channel subunit alpha 1b
Exons: 9
Coding region: 37-2010 (657 amino acids)
Biological process (GO): monoatomic cation transmembrane transport
Cellular component (GO): plasma membrane; intracellular cyclic nucleotide activated cation channel complex
Molecular function (GO): cGMP binding; protein-containing complex binding; intracellularly cGMP-activated cation channel activity
Source: RefSeq, a predicted model, not a curated record
UGGAUUAGCAUCAGGUGGGUCAGCCAGUCAGCUGCCAUGUCGAAUUGCGUGAAGCCACUUGUUCCUCCCAUAAUCCUCCUGGAGGGGGUGGAGGAGGUUACCGUGGGCGACGCAGAGGACAUGACGAAGAGGCAGCGCUCUGGUGCUGGCACACUUUUUAACGUCAACAACAGCAACAACAAUGAGGAAGAGGAGAAGAAAGAGAAAAAGAAGAAAGAAAAGAAAGAAAAGAAGGAGAAGAAAGAGAGAAAAGAAAAGAAAGAAAAGAAGGAGAAGAAGAAGAAGAACAAAGAGCAAGAGCAGAAAGAAAAAGAGAAGGAGAAAGAGAAGGAGAAGGAGAAAGCCAAGAAAGAGGAGCCGAAGGAGAUUUACGUCAUCGAUCCUGCAGGAAACAUGUACUACAACUGGCUCUUCGUCAUCACCUGUCCUGUCAUGUAUAACUGGGUUCUGAUCAUCGCCAGAGCCUGUUUUGAGGAGCUACAGCAUGAUUAUUUGAUAUUCUGGUUCAUCACUGACUUUCUAGCAGACCUGGUUUACCUGGCAGACAUGGUCUUCAGGACGAGAACAGGGUAUCUGGAGCAGGGUCUGCUGGUUAAAGAUGAAAAAAAGCUCCGCGCACGAUACAUGGAGAGUGUCCAGUUCAAGCUGGACCUCAUCUCUAUGAUUCCCACGGAUAUUUGUUACUCUUUGGUCGGUCUCAACUACCCCGAGAUCCGCAUGAACAAGCUUUUCCGGGUCAACCGCCUCUUUGAGUUUUUCCAGCGCACAGAAACAAGGACCAAUUUUCCCAACGUCUUCCGAAUCUCCAACCUUGUCAUGUACAUCGUCAUCAUCAUCCACUGGAAUGCUUGCCUCUACUACUCAUUCUCCAAAGCUAUCGGUUUCGGGGCUGAUAGGUUCGUCUAUCCGGAUACCACAAACCCAGAAUUUGGUCGUUUGGUGAGGAAAUAUGCAUACAGCAUGUACUGGUCCACUUUGACCUUGACCACCAUCGGUGAAACUCCACCUCCUGAGAAGGAUUCUGAGUACUUCUUUGUGGUUACAGACUUCCUAGUGGGAGUUUUGAUCUUUGCUACGAUCGUUGGUAAUGUCGGUUCCAUGAUCACAAACAUGAAUGCAGCACGAGCGGAUUUUCAAGCCCGAAUUGAUGCCAUCAAGCAGUACAUGAGUUUUCGUAAUGUGACCAAGGAUCUGGAGAAACGCAUCAUCAAAUGGUUUGAUUACCUUUGGACCAAUAAGAAGGCGGUAGAUGAGAGGGAAGUGCUCAAGUACCUUCCAGACAAGUUAAGAGCAGAAGUCGCCAUCAAUGUGCACCUGGACACUCUUAAGAAAGUGAGAAUUUUUGCAGAUUGCGAGGCAGGACUUUUGGUUGAACUUGUGCUGAAGCUCCAGCCGCAAGUUUACAGCCCUGGCGAUUACAUUUGCAAAAAAGGCGAUAUUGGUCGUGAGAUGUACAUCAUCAAAGAAGGAAAGCUGGCUGUGGUGGCUGACGAUGGAAUCACACAAUUUGUUGUCCUCAGCGAUGGAAGCUACUUUGGCGAGAUCAGCAUCCUCAAUAUCAAAGGCAGCAAAGCUGGAAACCGAAGAACAGCCAACAUACGCAGUAUCGGAUACUCUGAUUUGUUCUGCCUUUCCAAGGACGACUUGAUGGAGGCACUGACUGAGUAUCCAGAUGCAAAGGCUAUGCUGGAAGAAAAGGGACGCCAGAUCCUCAUGAAGGACAACCUGCUGGAUCUUGAGGUGGCAAAGCAGGGACCAGACCCCAAGGACAUGGAGGAGAAAGUGAUAAAGAUUGGCACGGUAUUGGACGACAUGCAGACGCGCUUCGCCCGUUUACUCGCUCAACAUGAGGCCAUGCAGAGCCGCCUGAAAAAACGUGUCGCCAGACUGGAGAGCAAAAUCCCCACCACCGGGGUCACCUUCACUGAAAUGACUGAGACAGUGCCGGUGGUUCUGCCUCCUCCUGAGAAAGAGGGGGGGGAAUCAGAGGAGAAGAAAGAGGAAAAGUAAAACAGUGACAGGAAACAGAAGUGACUCUGUGGAUUUCUAAGCAGUGAACGGGGGGAUUGAAGAAGGAUGGACAGUUAAAAAAAUAUGCAAAGCAAGAACGAGACGUUUAAAGGAGGCUUUAUCUGACGCAGGUUACAGCAUGGCUUUUCUUCCAUAUGAACAAUGAUUCCCAACUAUAACCAGAACCCUGAGAACAAUUCUGUAUCCUGUGUAAUUAUACACCUUUAAAUAUUUUAUUGCCAUUUUGAACAUCACAUGGUUUUAAUUAGACAAACAGACAAAUCCCCAAAAUUCA